Molecule: messenger RNA, 5024 nt
Organism: Notodromas monacha
Lineage: Eukaryota; Metazoa; Arthropoda; Ostracoda; Podocopida; Cyprididae
Source: the annotation of a GenBank genome assembly
UUAUAUUCGUUUUUCAGACCCGCGACGAACAUAAUUGCAAUUUGCGAUGUGAUCUAUCAAUGUUCCUGGACUCAUUCUAAGGAGGAAGUUGAUAUUCUGCAAGAUUGAUUCCCUGCUGGGCAGCUUCAAGCAUGCAAACGAUGCAUGUUGCAGCUUUUCUUUUUCUCUCGUCCUGUCUCCUCGUUGUUCCUUUGGGUGCGAUGCGGUCACUCGGAUCCCUGAACCCUCGGGAAUCCAGCAUUCCUGUGAACAAAUCCUUAUAUCUGACAUGUUCUCUCGACCUGACGCACGAAGAUGUGAUCACCAACUCCUGGAACGCAAGUGUUUUAGGGAUUUAUCGCCCGAACAAAACCCAGAUCCGAGUACCUGAAAAAUUCGUUACCGUGUUAAACGCAAGCAGUAUCAUUUUUCGGAAGGACCCCGCAGACGCAACUGACACUGGAGACUAUCGUUGUAGUGUUCCUCGUAGCGAUGGAACGUUGAGAAACGUGGCGAUGGCUAGGGUUUACGUUGGAACACCGCCACAGGCCCCAACGAACGUUCGUUGCACUUCGAUCUUUCUUCGCAACCUUACGUGUGAAUGGAAAGAGCCUUUCAACGCCGUCAGGACAAAGUAUGCCGUUUUCUACCGACUUCCAGUGCGUUCCCCGUUGAAGUUCCGCUGCCCGACCCAAGGCUUUCUCAAACAAAACACGCGUCGGUGUUCUUGGCUCAAAGACGGAGAAUCUUCUUUCCUCGUUCGCGAUCAACUGCACAUUGGAUUCGACGCGAGCAACAACUUGGGCAAUGCUUCAUUUCUCGACGUGUUCACGUUUGAAACGUUUCGGAAUUUCGUGCCGCCGCCGGUGGUGAAUCUCAGUGUUGUGCCAGUGGGGAAUUCAACGGUUCAGGUGAAUUUCGGCGUGUCUUCUUUUGUGAAAUCACACAAGCAGCAUCUCGCGCAUGCCAUUAUGUGGCGGAGUAAUGCGUGCAACAGCGACUGGACCACGGUUUUCACGCAUAACGAAUCCCUGUUGCUCACUUUGCCCUUUUACAACCAGAAUUACGAGAUCAGCGUGAAAUCUUCGCCUGCGAACCCAUCAUUCGAUGACCUGUGGUCGGCAAGUGUUGUGUCAGUUUACUCUACCCCACCGUGGUUCCCAGAAGAGCCCUCGGUGCACCCAGCGUCAUUCGAAGCGAUAUUGGAAGCCGACGGUGAGACCAGAACCCUGGUCAUAUACUGGGUGAAACCCUCGAAAUGCCUAGAAAACGGAGAAGACUUUCGUCACGUUGUUGACAUUCUUUCUGGCGAGGACAUCGUCGCCAAUGCCACAAGUGUCGAGAACCGCGUCGAGUUCACCCAACAGCCUUCAAACUCAAACGUCAUGGUCCGAGUCACUGCUGAAAAUCGAGUCGGUGCUUCACCCAGUGCAUUUUUGAGCAUCCCUGCCAUGAGUUCGUUGCCGAAACCGCCGCGAAGUGUGUCCAGUGUCCUGUUCUCUCACGGAUUGUACGAAGUGUCGUGGUCUCCAUCAGUGGGCACCGCGUCUUACGCUGUUUUCUUCUGCGAGAAAAACACGACCGUGGCCACGUGCGACGGAUUGUUGUCUUGGCACUAUGUCGGGCAAGUGGAUAGGCAUAACGUGAGUGUGCCGAAUCCCGCGGCGUCGUAUCAUUUUGCAGUGGCCGCGGAUACGGACGGGAUUUGGAGUGGCAUGGCCUGGGCGACGUGUAGUGUGGAGUACAACAAGAUUAAGCGACCCUUGAGGAACGUGUGGGUCACUGGAAGGGAAAGUGAUGCUGUGGCACUGGCUUGGCAACACGAGUGUCAGAGUCAUUUCGGGCUCAUUAGCAGCGUCGUUGUGUACUGGUGUCAAGUCGGGGAUGAGAGUGGAGUUGGUGGUUGUGUGGCGAAAGGGGGUUCCACGACGUUUCUGGGACCCGCCGAGAAAGGAACCAUAACUGGACUCCUUCCGUUCUCCUACUACAAGUUCAACGUGGUGGUGCGAUCGAGAGGCGGUGAUUCUCCACCCAACGACCCUCCAGUGAUCGCCGGCACCUUAGAAGGCGCCCCGAGCUCACCGCCGUUAGUCUCCGACGUGGAAGUGGCGCCUCACGCAGCAGUGGUGCUCUGGCAAGUGCCAGAAGACCUCAACGGCAUCAUUCGCUAUUCCCGAGUCUGCGUCAACGACAGUUGCGACCAUUUGAUUCGCGGGAACGAGACUCGGUUCGAGAUUCGAGGCCUGCGGGGUUACACGGAUUAUGAAUUCCGGGUCCAGGUUUGCACCCGGACCCAGUUUGUGUGCUCUGUCUUUUCCAAGCCCGAGGUUCGUCGGACCCUCGUGACGACCCCGGGUCAAGUGACGUCACUCGUCGCCGACUCUGUGAAUGCGACGCAUGUUCGGGUGGUGUGGGGAAAGCCUGUUGAGGCGAAUGGACCCGUGACUUAUUAUCAGGUCAACGUGACGUCUUCGAGCAAGAACACCAGCAGCAGCAGGAAUUUACUCGAGCAGGACGACCUGAGGAAUGUGACGAGUGCCGCCAAGUUUUUCGACGUGCCGCGUUGCGUGGAUUCGGUGUAUGUUCGUGCUGUGAACGUGGACGAGUUUGGGCGGCAUUUGCCCGGGGAAUGGAGUCGGUUGUGGGGGGAUCCGUGCGCGGCGCCGUUUUGGUCGUCUGGGAAAUUGCUGGCGCUCAUUGCGGGUGUGUCUUGCAUUGCCGGGUUCUUGUUCCUCGGGGCGUGUUUUGCCGGCCGGAAGCUGAGGGAUCGAUGGAUCGAGAUGAAGAAUGUGGAAGUCAAGUUGCCUGAGAAGUUUGAAAGCUUUGGGUACGUGACACCAUCCAAUGGAGGAAUAAUUGGUGGAGGAGUGAUUGGAGACGUUCAUAAACCCCGGUUGGCCAUGUACUUGCGAAUGGACUCUGAAGAAGCGGUCAAGGAAGAGCCAGCGAGGGACGACGCCAUUUCGGGUUGCAGUGGCGCCGAUGAGACCGCUAGCACCGAGUCUAGAAGUCAUCACCCAUCUGACUCGGGCACCGACAGCAAAGGUGGGGAUUUCGAGGAACCUUCGUCGGGAUACACGAAGCUCGUGUGGAGAAUCGACGACCAGCCGAGUGACGCCAAGAAAAGGACGCCGGUUCAGGAUUACGUCACCAUCGGAUUUGAUGAGCCAACGCCGCAAAAUGCUGCGGAAGGUGCGAAGCCGAAUGGUUAUUGCCAGUUGGGUGAGGACUGGAAGUUCUCUCCGGAAAAGACGACACACGCGGAUGACUUCGGGUACGUGACCGUGGGUGGAGCAGCCAAUUCGUCUCUCGGCGACGCUUUCGAUUUUGACGAAGACUUGAAUGUGGGCGAGUUUGAUUUGACGUCGGGUCUGGAAUCGAAACCUCGGAUCUGCUCUGAUUACGUCCUGCCCAACUGAGGUCAUCAUUCCAUUUCAUCGAAUUUGUUUUGCUCAGCGAAAUUUUUAAUUUUUUUGCCAUGUUUGGUUGGACGCUUGACCCGCCGUUUUUUUUUUUCUUGAAAAAUUCGGUUGGUUGACUACAUGGUAAUUUGGCGGGUAAUUUAAAUUUCGUUGUGGAAUUCCGUGGGAAACUAACAGAUAUUCUUAGCAGCGAAAGAUUUAAUCAGGAGCAGCAACAUGACGUGUAUCUAGCGAAUUUUUGUGGGAGAAUUGAACUGCUGAUUAUUUCUGUUAUUUUUGAUCCAAUGUGUAAAACGCUUUCUUGUUUAUUUGGAGUGAAGUUCUGCUAAUGAAUCUCUGGUAACUUGUUGCGUUGCUUCAAAUUUUUUUUUUAACGAAAAGGAAAGGUUCCACUUCAGUACUUAAUUUUUUACGAGUGAAACUGUGCGUGUUUUUAUAGAGUGAUUAGGAGAAGAUUUUUAGAAAUUUUGCGGAUUAGUUGGUGAAUGAUGAUCAUCACCUCUGGUCACGGAAUGGAUAAUUACUCUCAUUCCAUUAAUUCCGGUCUGACUUUUUUUUUUUGUGACUCAUUUACCAAAUUUUGUUGGAUCAUGACCUACUUUACUUGAUGAUCAUUUCGAUUUGAAAUGAUGCGCAGUUUUCUUCGCUCCGUCGUUUCAGGUUUUUUGUCCGAAUUAAUGGAUGAGAAAGUGUUCGUCCAUUUCUAGCGACUUGUUGAAAAAAUACUCUCGUGAAAACUUGCAAAACGAGGCAUUUGAGAAAGAAAAAAAAAGACGAAAAUCUUAGACGAUAGUUGAUGAAGUCCGACAUGCGUUUGUAAAUGAAUUUUUUUUUUUUUUGCGGAUUCGAGAGCGUUUGACGAGAGUUGAAGGAUUUGUUGUUUUGUAUAGAUACUUCUUCUUGUUUGCAUUUCUUUCCCUUCCCGCUGCUUUUUUUUUUUGCGUAGUGCAAUUCGCCUAGUUAACUGAAGUAUCAAAAGUUGAAUAACUUUAGCUACAACGAAACAGUGAUGAUGAUGAAGAAAGAGGAGAAAAUCUGGGAAUAUUCUUGCCUCGUUUUUUUGUGGGAUCGAAAAAAAAAGUGUGGAUGCGUGUGAAACCCCGGUGAUGCAUUCGAUGGGCGGCUUUUUUUUCCGCGCGAGAUUGAUGUGAUUAUUUUGUUUCUGUUGCUCCGUUUUUUGAUGUGUGAAGAAAAAGAAGAAAAUGUUUUUGUCGAAAAGGUGAAAUAAUCCGAUGUGUACUUGGUGUAUUUCAUCGUGUGCUGCUCGAUGUUUUUUCCUAUUCCCGGAGAAGCAACUGGUGUGUAGCUGUAAUCGUGGGGAUAUUAUGUCUCUCUUUUUUUUGGCGAGGCUUAAAAUCAUGUUCGUCCUUGAGCUGUUUUUGUUUUUUUGGCAAUGCUCAAUGCUGCUGCUAUAUUUGCAUUUUUUCCUUUUGUUUCUCUCUCUCUUUGCUGGAGAAGAUUAAGCAAAGAGGCAGAUUUGGAGGAAAGAGGUCUUCGUGUAGCUUGGGUGUUGGAGAGAGGACAGAAGUAUUUGUUGGGAUGAGGAAUUCGUUUUCUAGAGACGAUUCCCGCGAAACUUAUGUGUGAGGAUGAGAGACAAGAACGAACUGUGUUUUUUUCAUA